Molecule: messenger RNA, 867 nt
Organism: Didymodactylos carnosus
Lineage: Eukaryota; Metazoa; Rotifera; Eurotatoria; Philodinida; Philodinidae
Source: the annotation of a GenBank genome assembly
AUGGUGUUCAAGUUUCUCAAGAAGAAAGAUUAUUGGACAGAAGUGGGUGGUGUAGAGGGAUUUACGGCAGCUAUCAAGCAACUAGGAUCGGACUAUCAUGGGUUAGAUGACAAAAGCAACGGCUAUUCAAAAUCAGAUAGCAUAUGGGGUCGAUUGACAGAUUUAACACAAAUUUCCAAGAAAGAUACCUUUGAUACUCGUAAGUGGCUCUAUACAACACGGCAUGACAAUCGUCGAAAAAUUCGCACAACAUUCUUGGCAACACAGAUCGAUGAUCUUCCAGGCAAUUCCGUUCGAAAACCCAGCGAUGAUGCAACAGAUAUAACAUACGGCCACACAGUGGUCAGUAAUGCUGCUUUAUCAAUAGUGCCUUCCAAUGAACCGAAAGUUAUGCGAUCAAAAGAUGUUUUAACACCUCGUAAUGUACAGUAUUUUACAAUAACUUACGAGCAAUGGCGAGCUUUCUACGAUCACAAAACCUAUGAUGUAUACAAUGGUUGGGGAAAUCAACUUGCUCCGCAUUUAGUUACACUGAAUUCCAAUUUAUUCAGUGCCAGAGGUCACUGUAAAAAUAGCGAGUGUCCUGUGAGGAUCGAAAUCGACGUUGAACAUGAAGUGAAAAAUAAAGGAAGUCCAUGUAUGUUCAAAGUGGUGGUUAUAGGUGAUAAAAAACACGAUCCAAAGAAGGAAACGACUGGCCGUCCAUUGACUGGAGCUGCUCGAGAAGCUAUGGCAAAAGAAGUUAAUCAACAUGGACCCCUAGCCAUCUAUGAACGUAAUUUACGAUAUGCUAAUGCAGAUCUUCUAAAAGAAGGAAACUUUAGUGAAGUUCCAUCAAUAGAUGUAUUGAAGAGAACCAAACAAUAG